CUGCACUGGAGAGUAAACCAGUUUGGUUUACCUUCAGCUUUAUAUGAUGCUGUCUCCACAGCUGCACAAAAUCUUAGCAGUAGCUUUUUUCCUACUCUCAUUCUGUGCUCAAGGUAAACUUGCAGGAUUUCUUCCAAAGUUCCCUUUUUUUGGAGCUAAGAGCAAUGAACGACAAAUACCAGAUCUCACACCAGUGGCUGGUAAUGAAAAUGGGGACACUGUCCGUCAAUUGGAAUAUCGGAUUUCCAGACUGGAAGGAGUCCUUCGCUUGAACAAGAUAAUAACAGAGUCUGGAGGAAAAAUAUUUGCUACCAAUGGGAAAAGAGCUGAUUUUGAUGCUACAGUGGAAAAAUGUAAAGAGGCUGGAGGCUCUAUUGCCACUCCAAGGAACCCUGGCGAGAAUGAUGCCAUUCUGUACUUCGUGAAAUAUUUUAACACCUACGCCUACCUGGGGAUAAAACAAUCUCUUAUUCCAGGCAAAUUCCAGCCCCUGAAUGGUGGUCAGCUGAGCUAUACUAACUGGUAUUCAAAUGAACCUUCUGGCCGAGGGGAGGAGGAAUGUGUGGAGAUGUACACUGAUGGCACUUGGAACGACAAAAAGUGUAACAAGAAUCACCUUAUUGUCUGCCAGUUCUAGUGCUUCCCUUGCUGCUCUCUGGAAUACGCUUCCCUAUCACUUGCGUCUUCAUUUGUAGCUAGUGAAUUUAGAUAACGUAGCAUGAAAAAAUAAAAUUCACUCUUUCCAGUCUGAUCUAUCUGUUAAACAAAUGCCAGCCAUAAAGAGGAAACUGUAUAAUUAAA
This is a messenger RNA of Hirundo rustica (Barn swallow), 801 nucleotides long. RefSeq names its product pulmonary surfactant-associated protein A-like. The record is from RefSeq and is a predicted model, not a curated record. NCBI's taxonomy places the organism in Eukaryota, Metazoa, Chordata, Aves, Passeriformes, Hirundinidae. The transcript is spliced from 3 exons. The coding region runs from base 44 to 637 and encodes 197 amino acids.